Molecule: messenger RNA, 2862 nt
Organism: Notolabrus celidotus (New Zealand spotty)
Lineage: Eukaryota; Metazoa; Chordata; Actinopteri; Labriformes; Labridae
Gene: bmpr1ba
Product: bone morphogenetic protein receptor, type IBa
Exons: 13
Coding region: 473-2104 (543 amino acids)
Biological process (GO): dorsal/ventral pattern formation; cellular response to growth factor stimulus; BMP signaling pathway
Cellular component (GO): signaling receptor complex; plasma membrane
Molecular function (GO): ATP binding; SMAD binding; transforming growth factor beta receptor activity, type I
Source: RefSeq, a predicted model, not a curated record
GAGAGAGAGAGAGAGAGGAGCUACAACUCUAGCGAGGAACCAUACUGAUUAUAAUCCGGAGUACUGUGAGCAACUCUUCCUCUCCAUCGGAACAAGACAGUAUCCAAAGGGACUGCAAAGCUGUGUGGCCAGCACCGUCUGUAAAAGUUGAACUUAACUUGGAUCAACACUCAUUAACAGCUGGGCUGCUACUGUCAGACCUGGGUUGGAGGACAAUCAACUGCAACUGCUGCUGCCGCUGAUGGUGUGUUUCGUGUUGUGUGGACUUUCUCACGUUGCGGUAGAGACACACACGCGCACACACACUGGAGCUUGCAUGCCCUGUAAUCUCCCCUCCCUCACUCCUCCACCUCUCUCACACACAUACACACACACACUCAAAGGGAGAGGCAGUGUGUGUGAGUGGCGGAUCCUGUCGUGUGGAGCGUACUGAAGAGAGGAGUCUAGAGGAGCGGGAGCGGCAGACUCUACCAUGCCCGUACAGGGAGGAAGGCUGCAGUGCUGUGUGUCUCUCUGUCUCUGGAGUCGGAGUCCUCUGCUGCUGCUUGGACUGUUCUCUCUUCACACACAAGCACAUGGGAAUAUAUUGGACAGCAUGCUGCUGAGAGCAUCCAGCAAGGAGGCAGUAGAGAGUGGGAAGGAGGCAAGUGGCAGCACAGCUCCUGCUUCAUCCUCCCAGAGACUACUAUGGUGUCACUGUUAUCACCACUGUCCUGAUGAUUCUACCAAUAACACAUGCAGGACGGAUGGUUACUGUUUCACCAUGGUGGAGGAGGAGGGAGGGGUACCGGUGCUGACUGCAGGUUGCCUCGGGCUGGUGGGGUCAGAAUUUCAGUGUAGGGACACAGGAAACUCGCGUCAAAGGCGAUCUCUGGAGUGCUGCACAGACCAGGAUUACUGUAACAAAAACCUGCACCCCACACUGCCACCGCUCAAGCCACCUCUCUAUGUCGAUGGAAAGAUCCACCACAUGGCCUUGCUGAUCUCAGUCACUGUGUGCAGCAUUAUCCUAGCUGUUAUCAUUGUCUUCUGCUACUUCAGGUAUAAGCGGCAGGAGUCCCGUCCUCGAUACAGCAUUGGUCUUGAGCAGGAUGAUACCUACAUUCCCCCUGGAGAGUCUCUGAAGGACCUGAUAGAGCAGUCACAGAGCUCUGGCUCAGGCUCAGGGCUCCCUCUGUUGGUGCAGAGAACAAUAGCCAAGCAGAUCCAGAUGGUGAAGCAGAUAGGCAAGGGGAGGUAUGGAGAGGUGUGGAUGGGCAGAUGGAGGGGAGAAAAGGUGGCUGUUAAAGUUUUCUUCACCACUGAAGAGGCCAGUUGGUUCAGAGAGACUGAGAUUUACCAGACGGUCCUUAUGAGACAUGAGAACAUACUGGGUUUCAUAGCUGCUGAUAUCAAAGGAACUGGCUCCUGGACUCAGCUCUACCUGAUCACAGACUACCAUGAAAACGGCUCUUUGUAUGACUACCUCAAAUCUACCACUCUGGACAAUAAAGCCAUGCUGCGACUGGCCUACUCCUCCGUGUCAGGCCUUUGUCACCUCCACACUGAGAUCUUUGGCACCCAGGGGAAACCCGCCAUCGCCCACAGGGAUCUGAAGAGUAAGAACAUACUGGUGAAAAGAAACGGGACCUGCUGUAUAGCGGACCUGGGACUCGCUGUUAAGUUUAUCAGUGACACCAAUGAGGUAGACAUCCCUCCCAACACCAGAGUGGGUACAAAGCGCUACAUGCCUCCAGAGGUUCUGGACGAGACUUUGAACAGAAGUCACUUUCAGUCGUACAUCAUGGCGGACAUGUACAGCUUCGGGCUCAUUCUCUGGGAAAUUGCUCGACGUUGUGUCUCAGGAGGGAUCCUUGAGGAGUACCAGUUGCCGUACCAUGAAUUAGUUCCUACAGACCCGUCAUACGAAGACAUGAGAGAGGUAGUCUGCAUCAAGAGACUAAGACCAUCCUUUCCCAAUCGAUGGACCAGCGAUGAGUGCUUAAGACAGAUGGGGAAACUGAUGACAGAGUGCUGGGCCCACAGCCCGGCCUGCCGCCUCACAGCCCUACGAGUCAAAAAGACACUUGCCAAGAUGUCAGAAUCACAGGACAUCAAGUUGUGAGCAGCUACUGCCAGGUGUGUGUUUCCACACACAGAAAGGGCAUUAACUAUCACACUGGUUCUGGUUAAGGCUGUACAAUCCUAUUUUCCUGAGGAGACACAGGGAGCAAGAUCAUCACUCGGAGAUCAGGGGAUCACAAACUUUGAGUCCAGAUGCCCGGAACUCUGCAAUCCAAACCCCUCCUUGAAAAAUAUGGAGCGGGACCAAGAAGGUAUACUAAAACUAAAAUAAAUAAUAAAUCAAGGCUAGUACAAGGACUAUAAAACAGCUUCCUGCUCCUGCUGGAGAAAGAGAUUGAAAUUGGCCCUGUAGCUGCACCGAUACAUAAACAAGCUACUGACCAGUGAGUGGAAUAAUACGACUGCUUUCUGUGAAAGCUACCUUACCUGUAGAUGAAGAUCCGAUUGUUAGAAAGGAUGUGCUUUAUUGCAGCAUGACACCUCCUCUCAAAACACUGUCACUCCACUACUGCCUGUAUGUUGUAAUUGGAUUGAACACAUUUUUGUCACUCUUAAAUUGACUGUUUUUGGUUCCAAUGACUGACACUAUGUGACAGAAAUAAAGUGUUUUUUUGAUGCUUUAAAAGUUCUGUUUUUGCUGGUAACGUUUGUAGACACUGAAGAAGAAGAGGUACAGUAUUUCUGUAUUUUUGAGUUUGGGUCAUUUCAGAAAGUUGCUAACAGGAUUUUUUUUUUCAUGUAAAACUCAAACUCUUUAAUACUAUAUGUUGAAAAAUAAAAGUUAUAUGUCCAAACUUC